Knipowitschia caucasica is the source of this 1254-nucleotide messenger RNA. The record is from the annotation of a GenBank genome assembly. Lineage: Eukaryota; Metazoa; Chordata; Actinopteri; Gobiiformes; Gobiidae.
AUGGAGCAGGAGUUUGAAGAGAUUGACUCAUCCGGGAGAUGGCAUAACCUUUACAAUGAAAUUCGUAACCAAGCCAACGAAUAUCCUUAUAAAGUGGCCAAAUUUCCUGUGAAUCGAAAUUUGAACCGCUACAGAGAUGUGAGCCCAUAUGACCACAGUCGGGUGAAACUUGAAAAUUCAGAAAAUGAUUACAUCAAUGCAAGUUUGGUCACCAUGAAAGAAGCGCAAAGAUCAUAUAUUCUUUGUCAGGGUCCUUUGAGGAACACAUGUGGUCAUUUUUGGCUGAUGAUCUGGGAGCAGUGUACAAAGGCGGUCAUAAUGCUCAACAGAUUAAUUGAAAAGGGAACGGAAAAGUGUGCGCAAUAUUGGCCAAGCCGAAAAGACAAAGAGAUGCCUUUCCCAGAUACAGGAUUUGUCAUCCACUUGACCUCUGAGGAAGUCCAAACUUGCUACACAAUCAGAGUGCUGGAGUUGCAAAACACAAAGACAGGAGAAUCCAGGGAUAUCUACCACUUUCAUUACACCUCGUGGCCUGAUUUUGGAGUGCCUGAGUCUCCACGUUCCUUCCUGGACUUCCUCCUCCUAGUUAGACAGUCUGGAUCGCUGGGUCCCCAGCAUGGGCCUUCUGUUGUGCAUUGCAGUGCUGGGAUUGGACGGUCAGGAACCUUCGCUUUGGUGGAUACCUGUCUUGUCUUGAUGAGUGAGAGACCGGAUCCCUCAUCGGUGGACAUUCAAAAGGUGUUGCUAGACAUGAGAGAAUACCGUAUGGGCCUAAUCCAAACUGCAGACCAGCUCCGCUUUUCCUACAUGGCUGUCAUAGAGGGAGCAAAACUUAUUCUUCAAGACUUCCUCUCUCUGAAACAAAAUGUUGUUUCCACUGAUGACUACUUGGAGCCAGAGUUUUCCCCUCCACCUCCGCCACCCAGACCUCACCACACAUUGAAAGAAGGCAAGUCCAAUGGCCAGCCUGGGACCUGUGCAAAGGCACAGACAAACCAGGAAGAUGACGGAACUAAAGAAGAGCCACCAAAUCAAGACAACAGCAUAAUCGACAACUCUGGACACCUACGGAAACGACAGCGAGAGGAGCGUAUUGCCGGCACUGCACAGAAAGUCCAGCAAAUGAAACAGAGACUGACCGAUUCAGAGAAGCAGAAAGAGAGCUGGUCUUAUUGGAGGCCCAUCCUUCUGAAUGUCGGGGCAGGGGUCGCGGUGGCAGUGGGUCUGCUGGUUUGCUGGAUCUACUCCCACUGA